Molecule: messenger RNA, 873 nt
Organism: Salvia miltiorrhiza (redroot sage)
Lineage: Eukaryota; Viridiplantae; Streptophyta; Magnoliopsida; Lamiales; Lamiaceae
Exons: 1
Coding region: 1-873 (290 amino acids)
Source: RefSeq, a predicted model, not a curated record
AUGGAAGAGAUGUCAGUUUUCUGGAGUGAGGUAUGGGUCGGGAGAAGUCCACUCAAGGUUUUAUUUCCUAGACUUUUUCAGUUGAGCUUUGAUAAAAAAAUCAGUGUGGAGGGAAUGGGGAAGAGGGAGGGGGAAGGUUGGGAGUGGGAUCUCAAAUGGCGAAGGGAAUUGCGUGAGAGGGAGAAGGUGAUGGUGAAUGACUUGAUGUCUGUGAUUGGUUGUAUUUCUCCAUGCUUUGAUUACAGGGACAGCUGGAAAUGGUGUGGCACAGCAGAUGGUGUGUUCUCAACAAAAGCAGCUUAUGCGGAAUGUGCUAAAGCUAAAGGUGUCCAAUCGGGAGAGUGCGCAGAGGAGAUUGCUCAAAUUUGGUCGGCUUUGGCACCACAUAAGGCAAGAGUGACGACAUGGAGAGUUGUUUGUAACAGAUUACCAACUUGUCAUAACCUGAUCAAAAGAAGAGUCCCGAUCGGAGAGGAAGAGAAAGGGUGUAAUGCGUGUAUGACGAGGGAGGAAACUACUGAUCAUAUUUUUCUCCAUUGUCCGAAGACCGAUCUGGUUUGGGAUCAGAUUCAACAAUGGAUCAAAAUCGAGACGGCAAAGCCAAAAAGUAUUGUUGAUCAUUUCAAAUCGUUCAUCGGAGUGGGUAAAGGUAAGAAUACCAGGAAGUUUCUUCUUGCUCUUUGGAUUGGAACUAUUUGGUUGUUGUGGAAAUAUAGGAACGAUAGUAGAUGGGAGAACAAACAUUGGGGAGUGCUCUCUCUUGUUAAUGAUAUCAAAAGUAGGAUGUGGAGUUGGAAUAAGUUGUAUCACUUUGUGGAGGCAAAUGUUCCUUUUUCCAUGUGGUGCUCCAAUGAGUAUUCACCUCUGGCUUGA